This is a messenger RNA of Cryptotermes secundus, 687 nucleotides long. RefSeq names its product glycine-rich cell wall structural protein. NCBI's taxonomy places the organism in Eukaryota, Metazoa, Arthropoda, Insecta, Blattodea, Kalotermitidae. The record is from RefSeq and is a predicted model, not a curated record. Bases 1 to 687 code for a protein of 228 amino acids. The transcript has a single exon.
AUGGCAGGCUCAUCUGUGAGCUGGAAAGUCUUCGGCCUCCUGCUUCUUGCAGGCAUGUCGUGUCCCUAUCCGAUAGAUGAAGACGACGAAGGAGACAAUCUUCUGGUAGAAUCCACUGUACGUGAAGUGCGAGCCCUUCCUCCCCCAGGCUUUGAUCUUCAAGCUGCCGGCACUGGUGGCCAUCACGGUUCCGGAGGAGGUGGCCAUGGUGACGUCGGUUACUUGCUCACCAAGGACAGCAAAGGAGAUGACGGCUAUCAACGAUUUGACAGCUACCACAAGAAGGAUGGAGAUGCUUAUGGGUUCGAAACGCAUUCUUCCUACGGAAAGGCCCAAGGAGGUGAGACUGGAGGCCAGUUCCACCAUAGUGGCAACUACAAGGAUGGGCACAGUGGAGGGGGUCACUACGAGGGCGCCCACUCCGGAGCCUCUGGCGACGAUGAAGAGGAACAUGAAGGGGCCGGCUCGGAGAGGAAGGACCACGAGAGUGCUGGCACAGAGGGAGACGGCAAGUUCACAUCGGCACUGACAGGCGGAGAAUUCCACUACGGGGGUCACGACGGUGGGUCUGGGGAACACCACGAAGAGCAUUACACAUCUGGGGAAGGAGGCCAUCACGGAGGUGGAGAACACCACAGUGCUCACUACACGUCAGGUGAGGGAGAUUUCCACGGAGAAUACCACUGA